Molecule: messenger RNA, 1534 nt
Organism: Atta colombica
Lineage: Eukaryota; Metazoa; Arthropoda; Insecta; Hymenoptera; Formicidae
Product: group XV phospholipase A2-like
Exons: 6
Coding region: 337-1488 (383 amino acids)
Biological process (GO): lipid metabolic process
Source: RefSeq, a predicted model, not a curated record
AUGAUUUCUGAUAGAUUAAAAUUCUUAUUUUCUGUUCUCUAUUUCCUAUUCCUUUUAUUGUGCGAAUUCCCUAAUACUUUUUGUCCUCGUCCGUCACUUCAAUUGGCUGUCGCUGAUCACAAAUGUCAUCUACUUCGACGCAUGAGGCGAUAUCAGCUGAUUAUCGAAACUGGAGCAAACAAACAGUGACGAGCAUAGGAUAUUUCUGUUUUGUUAGAUCAGGAGGAGACGGAAAAGAAAUUGUUCAUUGAAUAAUCAAGUUCAUUUAAUUUCCAAGAUAUACGUAUUUCUUUCCUGUGAAAAUCCGCCUCGUUUUAUCGUAGCUGCGAACAAACAAUGCGCCUGGCAGCUCUCCUGAGCGUGAUAAUUGUUCUCUCACUCACUAUGCAACUGGUGAGAUCCUGGCACGCCAAAACUAAACAAAUAUCGCCCAUUAUUUUGGUUCCAGGUGAUGGCGGCAGUCAGGUCGAGGCAAGGAUUAACAAGUCAUCAGUGGUGCAUUAUAUCUGCGCGAAAAUAUCCAACGAUUAUUUUAACUUGUGGCUGAACAUGGAACUGCUUGUACCUGUCGUGAUAGAUUGCUUUAUAGAUAAUCUUAAAUUGAAUUAUGAUAAUGUGACAAGGACCACUAGCAAUCAACCUGGAGUAGAUAUAAGGAUACCGGGAUGGGGUAAUCCAUUUGUAGUUGAAUAUAUAGAUCCCAGCAGGGCCUCACCAGGCUCGUAUUUCAAGGACAUUGGAAACAUGUUGGUAAACGAUUUAGGAUACAUCAGGAAUUUAUCGAUACGUGGUGCACCUUAUGAUUUCAGAAAAGGACCUAGCGAAAAUGAAGAAUUCUUUACUAAAUUGAAAACUUUAGUCGAAGAAACGUAUAUAAUGAAUAAUAAUACGCCAGUGACGCUACUGGUUCACAGCAUGGGUGGACCUAUGACUCUUAUAAUGUUACAACGUCAAAGUCAAAAAUGGAAGGAUAAAUACAUAAAUGCCUUUAUCACACUUAGUGCUGUAUGGGCAGGAUCUGUCAAGGCUAUUAAAGUAUUUGCCAUUGGAGAUGAUUUAGGUGCAUAUUUUCUUCGUGAAAGUGUAUUAAGAGACGAACAGAUAACGAGUCCAAGUCUAGGAUGGUUGUUACCUUCAAAACUACUUUGGAAAGACACAGAGAUUUUGGUGCAAUCGGAUCAGAAAAACUAUACGUUGAGCAAUUUACAACAAUAUUUUAUUUAUAUUCAUAAGAGAAGCCGUUUAAAAUUCGUGUUUAUUUUUUUCAGGUUGUAUUAUAAACCAGGUACGAGUAUAAAUGGUUACCCUAAAUUAAUAGUUGGAGAUGGCGAUGGAACGGUAAAUAUAAGGAGUUUGGAAGCAUGCACACUUUGGCAGAAAUCACAAGUACAAAAAAUUUAUAAUCAAAGUUUUCCUGGAGUAGAUCAUACUGAGAUCUUAAGAAAUCGUGAUGUUUUGACAUAUAUUAAGGCAGUUUUAAAAGUAUAAUAUAAUUUUUAUUAGUAAUUUUUAAUGAAAUGCAAAAGAAUGACAA